Molecule: messenger RNA, 2060 nt
Organism: Dufourea novaeangliae
Lineage: Eukaryota; Metazoa; Arthropoda; Insecta; Hymenoptera; Halictidae
Gene: Pgant7
Product: N-acetylgalactosaminyltransferase 7
Exons: 12
Coding region: 90-1835 (581 amino acids)
Cellular component (GO): Golgi apparatus
Source: RefSeq, a predicted model, not a curated record
CGUACAUAUACGACGUCUCGUAACGCAUUUACGACAUGGUGUAAAAUACUUAACCACCUCUGAUCAUAAAUACAGUUAUAGUGACCAAGAUGAGAAUUGUGCAGCUAAAAAGAAAUCGACUUCUUAGUAUUAUUAUUUGCAACAUAUUAAUUCUUUUUAUAUUAUAUUUUCUUAUCAGUGUUAUUUCUGAUAAACCAAUUAAUAAUUUAAGAGAAUAUUGGUCAGAGAGUCUAAAGAGCAAACAGGUUCCAGUUUUCCUACAAAAUCUAGGAAACUUUGAACCACAAAAUGUACCAAUUAAGACUGGACCUGGAGAAGAAGGUAAACCUCAUAUCCUGAGAGAUGAUCAACAAAAUGAUAUUCAGCAAUCGGAGUCUGAAUAUGGCAUGAAUAUGGUAUGUUCUGAUGAAAUUUCAUUAGACAGAUCUAUUCCUGAUACAAGAAUGUCUGAAUGCAAACAUUGGAACUAUCCAGAGAUACUUCCUCGAACCAGUGUAAUCAUAGUAUUUCAUAACGAAGGUUGGUCAGUAUUAAUGAGGACUGUCUAUAGUGUAAUAAAUCGUACUCCUCCACAAUUUCUAGAGGAAAUUUUACUUGUUGAUGACUUCUCCAAUAAAGAUAAUUUGAAAGGGAAUCUGGAAACAUACAUAGAACAGUGGGGAGGCAAAGUGAAAUUAAUAAGAAAUUAUGAAAGGCAAGGCUUAAUAAGAACCAGAUCACGCGGUGCACGAGAAGCCAAGGGCGAAGUUAUAGUCUUCUUAGAUGCUCACUGCGAAGUUAAUGUUAACUGGUUGCCACCUCUUUUAGCCCCAAUCGCUGUCGAUAGGUCUGUGAUGACAGUUCCCAUAAUAGAUGGUAUUGAUCAUAAAACAUUCGAAUAUCGACCUGUGUAUCAAGAAGGACACUUAUACAGAGGGAUUUUUGAAUGGGGAAUGCUGUACAAGGAAAACGAACUUCCUUCGCGGGAGCAAAAGUCACGACCUCACAGCAGCAUGCCUUAUAAGUCUCCUACUCAUGCUGGUGGUUUAUUCGCAAUAAAUCGUGAAUACUUCUUGUCAUUGGGUGGAUACGAUGAGGGAUUACUUGUGUGGGGAGGAGAGAACUUCGAACUGUCAUUCAAGAUAUGGCAGUGCGGAGGUAGUAUUCUUUGGGUACCGUGUUCCCAUGUCGGUCAUGUAUAUAGAGGAUUUAUGCCGUACACAUUUGGAAAAUUGGCUCAGAAAAAGAAAGGACCACUCGUAACUAUAAACUAUAAAAGGGUUAUUGAGACGUGGUUCGAUGAUAAAUAUAAAGAAUUCUUCUAUACACGUGAACCCCUUGCAAAAUUGCUUGACCAUGGAGACAUAUCUGAGCAACUGGCUUUUAAGAAACGAAAAAAGUGUAAAAGUUUUAAUUGGUUCAUGGAGAAUGUGGCUUAUGAUGUAUUUGAUAAAUUUCCUGAAUUGCCACCAAAUAUUCAUUGGGGAGAGUUACGAAAUGUAGCAACUGACACGUGUUUGGACACAAUGGGCCAUGCACCUCCCAGUUUAAUGGCUACGUCUCAUUGUCAUGGAUUUGGUAAUAAUCAGUUAAUUAGAUUAAAUACAAAAGGUCAAUUAGGAAUAGGAGAACGAUGUGUAUCAGCAGACGGACAAGGAGUAAAAUUUGUAUUUUGUCGGCUAGGAACUGUGGACGGUCCAUGGCAGUAUGACGAAAAAACAAAAACGCUCCUACAUCGAGUUUACAAGAAGUGUAUGGCGCUUCAUCCUCAAACGCAACAGCUGUCUCUAAUGCCAUGUGACGUUAACAAUACGUAUCAACAGUGGUCUUUCCGUCAAAUUCGUCCGCAGUGGUGAGAAAAUGCUGUGACCACACAGAGCGGUAAGCGUCAACAUUGGCAUCUGGAGCGGUAACAUUAAGCAGUGUAUAAACAUACCGAUGAGUGUUGAAGUGAUGUCGUAGUUGUUAUUUUUCAGUCUGUAACAUAUCGUGGUAACGUUCGUUACGAUAUACCCCCUGAUAACCAGUUGUCUACAAAUUUCGAGCAAAUUUCCAACAAUAAAUAACAAAAAUUGUUUAAA